Ostrea edulis (European flat oyster) is the source of this 513-nucleotide messenger RNA. RefSeq names its product von Willebrand factor C domain-containing protein 2-like. The coding region runs from base 50 to 469 and encodes 139 amino acids. The transcript has 2 exons. The record is from RefSeq and is a predicted model, not a curated record. Gene Ontology annotation, biological process: negative regulation of BMP signaling pathway. Lineage: Eukaryota; Metazoa; Mollusca; Bivalvia; Ostreida; Ostreidae. Gene Ontology annotation, cellular component: AMPA glutamate receptor complex.
CAAUACGAUAAGAAAUUGACCACUACAAUCUGUUGUCUUGCAAGUCGGAAUGAUUUGGUUUGCAUUGUUGGCUUUUGUUGUUAGCUGUGUUCAAGCUGAUCUGCUUCCAUUGGAACUGACAACAUCGGUCGGAUGCUACUACCAAGGAUCUUAUUAUCCCGUGGGUUCCUUUGACCCGUCACCAUGCGAAUAUUGCCAGUGUUCCACCAGUGGGAAGGCGAUGUGCGCCAUUGCGGACUGCUUUAUCACUCCGUGUGUUGACGCCGUCCACGAGAAGGACAAAUGUUGUCCCACUUGUCCAAACGGUCAUAAUUGCAAGGCCCCGGAUGGACAUAUAAUUAAGGUCGGGGAGACGUAUCACAUGGAUUCCUACACGAUCUGUCAUUGCGAUGGACACCAGUGGGGCUCUAACCUCGCGUCUUGCGCUAUCAGACACGUUGAUCCAGUUAUUCAUCAUUUGCAUGGAUAAAUGUAUAAUUUUUGAUAGGCAAUUAUAAAGAAUAUAUUAGCUUU